AUGAAGUUCUCAUCCAUCUUCUCUCUCUUCCUUGCCGGUCUGGCAGCUGCCAGCCCUCUGGGACAGCCCCAGAGCAGCGAAGACAUCGCCGUCCGCGAGGCCGAUAUCGAGUUUGAUAACGCCUUGGUCGCCCGUGCCGAUGACAAGAUCACCCCAGAGUACACUAAGGUCCACGCCGCUAAGAGCACUAUUGCAAACGGAAAAUACUACGCAUUCACCAUCAAGUGGCCUCUCAGUGACAGUACCGCCAUCGACUCUGAGACUCCCGCUGAGCUCCAGGAGCUCCAGCAGAAGCUUGGUUUCAAGCACAUUGGUGUGAUCCUUGGAAAGGUCAAGGACGUCGAGACUGGCAAGGGCAAGAACAAGCACGCCGAGAAGGACUUCACCGGCCAGCUCUUCCACCUGAUCAAGAAGACCGACGGCUCGGCCGAGCUCGACUCCCCCAAAAACUACAAGCUAUCUGGACAGACUGCAGGUCUUUUCAAGAACGGCCAACUCACCUUCCUCAAGGAGAUCUCUGCUAAGACCUACACCGACGCCAAGAAGACUGCCGAAAACUACUUUGCCACCCCCGACCACCAGAAGUACUCUGUCGACGACAACAACUGCGACUCUUUCGUCAAGGUCUUCUCUGCCGAAUUGAAGUAA
Annulohypoxylon truncatum is the source of this 648-nucleotide messenger RNA. RefSeq lists its product as uncharacterized. The record is from RefSeq and is a predicted model, not a curated record. The transcript has 2 exons. The coding region runs from base 1 to 648 and encodes 215 amino acids. Lineage: Eukaryota; Fungi; Ascomycota; Sordariomycetes; Xylariales; Hypoxylaceae.